Phaedon cochleariae (mustard beetle) is the source of this 5212-nucleotide messenger RNA. NCBI's taxonomy places the organism in Eukaryota, Metazoa, Arthropoda, Insecta, Coleoptera, Chrysomelidae. The record is from the annotation of a GenBank genome assembly.
GUUGUUGUUGUUGAGUUGUUUGAUAUGUCAGAAAAAUAUAAUACAAUAAUAUUAUAAUAUUACAAAUUACAAUUUCAAUAUUAUUUUCAUUUAACGGGGCGAAUCGAAUGCCCAACUUUAAACAGUGCACAAUGUAGUUAUUUCUAUUUGGAACAGUUUGUCAUCAAUGAAACAACUACAUUAAAAAUCCAAAUUCGUUAUGGAGGAUAGUUUGAGUGUUAAAUCGAACGAAUCAAUAGCAACUAGUGAAGAAUUCGAUUUUGUUGGAGAUAAACCAGGUGCAAGCAAAACACCUACACUUGAUUUCAAGAACGGUGAUUUGAAUGAAUUAACAAACGCACUCACAGAAGUUUUACAAGAACCAGAUAACAAUAUGAAUGCUGUUAUUGAUCAUGGUGCUACAAAAAUUGGUCAUAGUACCUUUUAUGGAAGUCCAGUAGAACUAGGAAAAGACCCUCUGAGCUUGGACGGUUUGUCUCCCACUGAGAAACAGGAUCCAAUGAAACCUGAUGCAAGUUCUGAGGAAGAAUACAGUAUUUCAGAUGUUGAUCAAGAAUGUACCAUUUUCUCAGGAGUUACAUAUCUUGGAGCAGCAGCCAUUAAUGCUCCGAAGUCUGAGGCUGAAAUACAGCGAAAUAUGACAAUAUUGAAUGAACAAAGUACUGAACAGGGAAUAAAAAUUUCUGUAUCAGUACCCUCAUCAUCUCAAGGUCUUGUUAUACUGUAUGAUGCAAACACCAAUUCAGUUAUCAGUCGCUACGAGAUACACCGCAUUCUAUUUUAUGCCCGUGGAUCUGUAGAAAGUAACGAAGCUGGCUGUUUCGCCUUCACCUGGUCUCAUGGAGAUACCCAAGAAUCUGCCAUAUUUCAGUGUCACAUCUUCCGAUGCGAAAUCGCCGAGGCUGUCUCUCGAGUCUCGGCAUGUUUUGCUAAGGCUUUCCAGAGAGUACCGAGGUCCAUGAGUAGUUCAGUGGUGUCGACAUUGGAUAUGGCAGGUUCAGUCACCACUAUCUCCGAGGCUCGCACACUGAUGUACGUGUUCGAGGUUAAUUUGGAAAUCAAGGAAGACGAUGGAAAAGGAUCUCUCUAUUCUGUUGGGAAAGAUAAAAAUGGAUUCAAAUUGAAAGCUAACAUUGAAAAACAGUUGUGUUUUGUUAUUCGGCAAGUGUCCGAUAAUGGUCCUCAGUUAUGCAUUGAACGAUGUUUUGGGGUAUUGGUGGCAGCUGGACGACAUGUUAAACACUCGGACAUGCAACUGCUUGAAAUGAAGGAACAAAUAGGUUUGGGCACAACGAUUCAGGAAAAGAAUUGCUCAACUAUCUCAGCGGAUUGGGACCCUAAAGAAGCCACAUUCAGGCCUCUAAACGUAGAGACGCCAAAAGAUACAAAGCAGUACAUGACCGUCGCUUUAGACUUAGUGAUUAGAGGUAUCCAAGAGCCUGUCAGAUUUUUAAUAGAGACUACUGUUCGAGUAUUUGCACCGAAUGAAAGAAACUUUUCGUAUUUUAAUAGGAAGACGUUGGUACAGCAAUUUUAUCUGAAUUUGAAAGAGGUUGUUUCUGAUCUGAAUGACGUCUAUUAUGAAGUGUUGAACAUGGAAACGUCCGGAGAACUAGACAGAAAUUUGCUGAAUCUCAAUCUGAAUUUAACCAGUUUAAUACCAUCACCUAGUAUAACGUCCAUUGACACAAUCACCCCUAAGGAAGAAUAUAAUUCAGACGGUGACGAACCCCUAUUGAGUGGUACUGGUCUAGUAUCAAAAGAUUGUGCUGAGGACGUCUUAGAGAAUUGGGCAGAUGUUCUGCUCAAGUGGAAGUCGACCAAACAGAAACCCAAGCAACUGUCUGGGCUAGUAAGGCUGGGUAUACCUGAAGCACUCAGAGGAGAGGUAUGGCAAAGACUAGCAGGAGUGGAGGAACACACAGAAAUGAUGGAGAAUUAUAGAGUACUCAUAACAAAGGAAUCCAGCUGUGAAAAUGUUAUCCAAAGAGAUAUAGCUCGUACUUUUCCAGCACACGACUUCUUCAAAGAAGCUGGCGGUCUAGGCCAGGAUUCUCUCUAUAGAGUUAGUAAAGCAUAUGCAGCAUAUGAUUCAGAAGUUGGAUACUGUCAGGGAUUAAGUUUUUUAGCAGCUACCCUCCUUCUACAUAUGCCUGAAGAACAAGCUUUUUGCAUUUUGGUGAAAUUGAUGUAUGAUUAUGGUCUGAGAGAUUUAUACAAAGAUGGCUUCGAUAAUCUAUAUCUUAGACUCUUUCAACUGAAUAAGCUUAUGGAGGAACAACUCACUCCACUGUGGGAUCAUUUUGUUGAGCAUCAUAUUGAGACCCAUAUGUUUGCUUCUCAGUGGUUUUUGACAUUGUUCACUGCCAGGUUCCCCUUGUACUUUGUUUUCCAUAUCAUAGAUAUAUUUUUAUUACAAGGAAUCGAUACACUGUUUCAAAUAGCUCUCGCUUUAUUGAUGGUAUGUAAGAAAGAUCUUCUACUAUUAGACUUCGAAGGUAUAUUGAAAUACUUCAGAGUUUCAUUGCCAAAAAAGUGCAGGACCGAAGAGGCAGCUAAGCAGCUCAUCAAAUUAGCUUGCAGUAUAAAAGUAAAAAAAUUGAAGAAAUAUGAAAUUGAGUUCAUGGCAUUGAAGGACAGCUGGGAAAUAAUCAGUUUGGAUACAGAGGCUGCAGACAAUGCGGAGAAAGAGGCUAGCGAAGUGGAACAGCUCCGGGAAACAGUUUUGAGAUACGAGGAAGAAAGGAAGUUGAUGAUGGAUGAGAUUAGUCAGUUGAAAGAGAUUCUGAAAAGGGAAGUGAACCAGGCGGAAUCCGAUAAGAAGAACAAUAUGGCAAUUAUCAAUGAUUAUCAGGUGAUACGGCAGAGGAUGGAUACACAAUUACAAACAUGUAAAAUGGCGCUUUCUAAUUAUAAGCUGAUAACUUCUAGUUGUGAGAACUGUUCUUCAAAUCUAGCAAAAUCUAAUUCCGAACAUAAAUCGCCAUCUGAGGACCAAAUCAGUAACGAAGAAAGACUUAGAGAACUAGAAUUAGAAUUAGCCCAAACCAAACUGGCGCAUGUUGAAGCAGAAUGUCGUAACCAGAAUUUGACACACCAACUAAGAUCUGCUGAGUUAGAAUUGAACACGGCAAAAAACAGUUGGCCCCCAUGGCUUAGUAAAACUCUGAGUUCGAUCAAGGAAGUGGCGAAUAAAAAAGAUUUCGCCAGCUUAUCCCUUCCUCACUCAACCGUUCCUCAGACAGCUCCAACCUUUAUAUCUCACUUACAUGCAGUGAGAAGAGAAAGUGUGCCAUCUAAGCAGGACAAACUCAAUGUGAAAGAACCACGUAGAGAGUCUGUCCCUGUCAUCAAGGAUUCUCAAAGUUGUAACAGUUUGAGGAGUCAUGACUGAUCUGAUUAUCGUUAGGUUAGAUCAUGGUGGAAAUAUAUAUGGUAUGCUACUCAGGUAUCUUGAAUUCGUCUUUUCUACGUCAUUGCGAGUCUAUACUCGCACCAAAAUGAUCACGUCGACUCGGGCGAACUGAUAACUGUGAGCUCAGACUGCUAGCAAUUGUUUUACUCGCAGUGACGUAUCCGAAGAUGCGUCGUAGCACACCAUACUGAUUCCACCAUAGGUUAGAUAUUCCUUCUUUAUAAACAAGUUCGCCGUGCUUGAAACAAAAAAUAUCCCUGUACUUGUCUUGGGUUCCAAUGAAUUAUACAAUAUUGUGAUGGCUAGCGAGCAAUACCUUGGCAGUAGAUAAGAAAAGUUUCAUAUAUUUACCUCACUUUUUAGGCUGAAUUCAUUACUGUUGACGAAAUACAAAAUUCAUAUUAAACAGAGUUGGCUUAGUGUAUUUUUCAGCCCUCACUUUUUUGUUGAUUAUUUUUGCAGCUCUAACAUUUUUCUAUUAAAAAGAAGAUUAAGAAGAUUAAUCGGCUUCGAUAAAAUGCUCUGUUCUAUAAUCAAAUCAAUUUGAACAUGAAAUAACAUGCUAAUAAUCAUGCAUAUGAAAAAAUAUCAAGGGAAAAAAACAAAUCGAUUUGACAUUUUGCAGACUCAAUCUUUUUCAUGUGGUUAUUUAUUCUGGUUGGUUUUGAUGCUAAUUCAUUUACUAGUAUCAGAAUCGUAUCAAACCUAUUCUUUUCAAAUUCAUGAAUGCUUUAUAACAUGUAAUUCCUGUUCAAGAGGAGUUUACUCCAUGUGGAUUUUAUUAAAUUCGAUUGAGAGCACUUUUUUAUGAAGAAUUCACACAGUUUUCAAUUUUUGUGGUGAAAUUAAAAAACACUUAAGCCAACCCUGUUGAAUACAAUCCUUUAAAAAAGUUUUUUUCGACAAAUUGAAAGAAAAGUUUGUUGCUAUGCGAAUCAAAUUGGUAAUCAAAGUUGACACUGACGUUGGGUGAACAAAAAAUGAUGGAUUAUCUGAAGUUUGCGUGAAAUUGGACGAAUUUGGAGAAAAAAUGAUGUUUCACACGGCAGAGAAGCAGAUUUAAUGCCUUGGCUGGUUUCCUAGCCUAUAUUCGUUGAUAUUUUCAAUGAAUGCCAAAUUUCAGAAUUUUAUUCACAGUAUCUGAGAAACGUGUGGGUAAGCUUUUCAUGAAUAAUCCUGUAUACAUUUUGAAUUGGAACCCUAAAGACAAUCACAAAAUUAAAAAGUUGUUUUUGCAUGGCUGAGUGAACUUGUGAUUUUAUCAUUUUCGAAUAUAUUCUUUCCUCUCGCAGAUGAAUUACUAAUUUAUGAUAUUUUUUUUAAUAAAAGAUCUAGUAUUGAUAUUUUGAUUUCGACUUGUAUUGGACAUUUAUAUUUUCGUACUUUGUUUUUGUUUUUGUCAAAUGAUAUUCUUAGUGAUGCACAACAUAGUACUUACUUAUAUUUGAUUAGAUACCAUCUCAACAAAUAACAAAUUAUGACAUCAAGUUUAGAACUUGAAUCCUCUGUGCUAUUGUUGACUUUGAUAUUUUGUAUGUGCUUCAUUUUUAUCCACAAUGGAUGAUUUCAUUUUCAAAAGGUGCAUCAUCUGUAUUUUCUUUCAAAUACAAUUUUGUUACCUUAUUAUAUAUUUUGUUUCUGUAUAUACCUGAAAAAUAGUGAUAUGCCAAUAUCGGCUUUCUAUAACAUCUUUCAGCCAUAUAUUUUUAUUGAUAUCGUUUUCGUGAUAGAAAUAUUUUUAAGUUAUUUAUGUGUACUGUUGAUUUCGUGAAUAAAUAUAUGCACCAGUUUUUUAAG